Paecilomyces variotii is the source of this 4077-nucleotide messenger RNA. RefSeq names its product putative MAP kinase. The coding region runs from base 1 to 4077 and encodes 1358 amino acids. Gene Ontology annotation, molecular function: ATP binding; MAP kinase kinase kinase activity. The record is from RefSeq and is a predicted model, not a curated record. Gene Ontology annotation, cellular component: cytoplasm. The transcript is spliced from 2 exons. Lineage: Eukaryota; Fungi; Ascomycota; Eurotiomycetes; Eurotiales; Thermoascaceae. Gene Ontology annotation, biological process: stress-activated MAPK cascade; protein phosphorylation.
AUGGAGCAUCGAGAUAUCGUCAGUCAGGAUUCAGACGGCUCAUCGGGCUCGUCCGAUGAGUACCUGCACCAGCCGUACGCUAUCAGGGCAAACUCCAGCUUUGAAGAUCUCGCCGGGCAGAUGCCACAGACUCCGACCCACGUAGCGUCGUCGCCUCCUCCGACUCAUUCCCUCAGCUCGUCCGGUAUCUCAUCAUGGUCCAACAAUUCGACCCCGCGACCGCGCGGUGGUAGCGUUUCUGCAGUCAACGUCCUGUCGACCGAGGGGCCGACCAUCACCGAACCACCACAACACAGGCCUCAACGCCCCUCAGGACCGGCCAGGACACCGUCAAACACCUAUGCCCCGCAGAGGCAUCCGCCUCGAUUUAUCAACCUACAUCAUGACCGUCGACGGUCCGCCUCUGCGAAACGGGCCGCCAGACGCGACCCAAAUGCUCAGUACCGCGCGCAGGAGAAGGCGUACGUGCAGCGUCUACGGGCCAACCCACAGCCGGGGUAUUACCACUAUGAAGACGGGAUGACGGGAACGAUGCUAGACUCAGACUUGGAGGAACCGUCGCCAUCCUCGGAAGUCCCUUUCGAUGACGACCCUUACGACCCUGAUAUCCAGCUUUUCCUAGCGGAAAACGGCAACCAGCCAACUCUCGAGGAACUGAAGAACCCGAAAAACCAGGAACGGCUGGAAUGGCAUUCAAUGCUGGCUUCCGUCCUGAAAGGUGAUGUUGUCAAGCAAGAGAAACAACGGUUGAUCGGGACGACGGAGUCGAAGCGGUCGAGUGCUCUGAACAAUGAGAUCUGGCUAGGAGUAAGAGCUAAAACGUGCGGCCGAAGCGUAGCUCUACAGAAGAAACUUAUUGAGGAAGCACGCGCCAGUGUUGGAGCCGUGACUGAGGAUAUUAUCAAUUUUGAAAUCAAGGGCGAGAAAGAGAUUGGGAAACCGCCGAUUGAACAAGUCGAAGAUGUCGUGGAGAAGAUUGGGAAAUGCGAGACGCUAUAUUCGACACGAAAGGAGAUGGAAGCCGCCAAUCCGAGGGCUGCUUCUGAAGAGUUCCAAGCAAGCUGUGAUGCGGUUAUCGCCUGGCAUAAUACGACAUUGCUGAUAAAUACGGAGUUGGCAAUUCUUAAGGGUUGGGUUGGAAACGACGAACUCGACUUCACGAAACCCAAGGCCAAGCCCGCAAGCUCUGAUCUCUCCGACGAAGGCUCGUUCCUGGACCGAGUCAUGAAGGAAGACGGCCUGAAGACAUUGCAAGGAGAGCAUAAUAUGCUUUAUGGAAUCGGCGAAGUUAUCAGGAAAGCGAAAAGCACACUGAUCGAGAAUGCGGAGGCCUUUUCAAAACGACAUCUCCCUCCAUAUAUCGAGGAGCUCCUGACCCUUAUCAAUUUUCCAUCUCGUCUGAUCCAGGAAAUCAUUCGUGUGCGACUGUCUUACGCCAGGAGGAUGAAAGAUCCUGCAUCGCAGUCGCCAAUCCUCGUGGACCAGAUGAUAACUCAGUUCCAGAUCUUAAUGAGAGUGGCAACAGACAUCAAACAGCGCUAUGUUGCCAUUUCGAAACCGGAGCCGGGUUGGGAUCUCCCGCCUUGUAUAGACGAAAACUUCGACUCGGUGGUCGUAGACGCAAUGAAAUACUACUUCCGACUAUUAAACUGGAAACUAAGCGCGAACAAGAACACUUUCAAGGAGGCGGAAAUCUUGGAACAGGAAUGGGGGUUUUCCAACGAGAUUGGACGACAGCUCGAAGGUGGUGAUAUCGAAGUUGCUGAACAAUUCAGUGCUCUGACAGCCAAAUCCCUUCAACGCCUUAUGAUCCAUUUCGAGAGAGAACUGGUGUUCCGCCCAGAUGAAGAUCCUCUUGAUAUGGAUAAGCGAUACAAGAGCGUCCUUGAUUCGACUCGUGUGCGCCAACGAAAGCUUUACCGCUUCUCUCGCUUUUUAUGUCAGUUAUUCGAGAACGCUACGGAAUAUAACUUGACAGAAGAUAUCGCCGACGCGUUCUUCGAGGCACUUUUGAUCUCAGACCAUUUUCUCGUCGAGUCCAACGAUUCGAUUGGUCAAAGGGGCGUUUAUUUGAUCGCGCAUCAUUCCCUAUGGAAUCAACCCCUCGAUAUUCAAUCCAUCCUGGGUACAUCCUUCCGAGAUGAGGACUCUCCGAGAGACCCCUCCCACAAUCCUUAUAUUCUGGUGAUUCGACCAGAGAGGCCGCUUGUGUGGGCUGGAAAGAAGAUGGAAGUCGCCCUCUUGGAGCAACCAACUGACGUGAGACUGGGAAAGUUACGACUUGUCGCCGAUGGGACUCAGCAGAGACUGUCAAACGCGCGGCUUGAAUUGGCGCAGUUGACUAACAUGCAGCUCGAUAUGAGUAUCGAGCAGCGUGCCAACCUCGGCAGAGUCAACACGGAGCUGAACAGGAUCAAGAAGAUCUCGUUCAAGCUUUCCAUGACCAUCAUGGACAGCGUAGCUGUCAUUAGACGUCAACUGAAGCAGAAGGGCGUCGAGAACCAAGAGCUCAUCCAGGCCUGCUUCGCAUUCGCGACCGAGUUCGGUAAACGGUCUGCCAGCUACGUUGACCCGAACCGUCGCGCAAUGAACAGCGCGAAGCUGGUUGAGCUUUCGCUUGAAUGGGUCUCCUUCAUAUGUGACGAUUGCGAUGCUUCCGACCGUAAAACGUUCAAGUGGGCCGUCGCUGCGCUUGAGUUCGCGAUGGCUAUCACCUCGAGUAACCACCUUCUCUCCAUGGACGACUCCCAGUACUCUCUUCUACGAGUCAAAGUGGCAGGAUGCAUGUCGUUGCUCAUCUCUCAUUUCGAUAUUAUGGGCGCAAGAUCAUCCUUGGCUGCACAGGCUGAAAAGCAACGCCUCGAAGAGAGGGGAGGAAUGCGGAAGAUCGGUGCUGGACGGAUCCUAACUGACGAGGAGGCAACGAAACUUGUCCGUGAACAACGCCUGCAGCGUAUAGCGGCCCUGGAGGAACUGAGAGUUGAGGAAGAUGCGAAGCGCCAAGCGCUGGGUAGAGUCUUGGAAGGAUCUAAUGAGGCUGAUAGGUCUCUCGCAGUUCUUUCAUCUUCUGCGACCAAUGUCACUCUACGCUGGCAGCAAGGCCAAUUCAUCGGAGGAGGAACGUUUGGAUCAGUUUAUGCAGCCAUCAAUCUUGACAGUAACUAUCUCAUGGCUGUCAAAGAGAUUCGUCUGCAAGAUCCACAGCUCAUUCCUACGAUCGCGCAGCAAAUUCGCGAUGAAAUGGGUGUUCUCGAGGUUCUUGACCAUCCCAAUAUCGUGUCAUACCAUGGCAUUGAAGUCCAUCGUGAUAAAGUGUAUAUCUUCAUGGAGUAUUGUUCCGGAGGCUCGCUGGCUAGUCUUCUCGAGCACGGUCGUAUCGAGGACGAGACAGUUAUCAUGGUCUACGCUCUGCAACUGCUCGAGGGUCUGGCGUAUCUCCACCAGUCAGGUAUUGUACACCGCGAUAUCAAGCCUGAAAAUAUCCUCCUCGAUCACAAUGGUGUCAUCAAGUAUGUGGACUUUGGCGCUGCCAAGAUCAUCGCGCGCCAGGGUAAGACUGUGGCGCCCCUGGAUGCUUUUGCCAAUGCCGGCCACAAGGAUGCUCUUGUUCCCAAGGAGCCGCCCCAUCAACGCAAAAACCAGAAGACAAUGACAGGUACGCCGAUGUAUAUGUCUCCUGAAGUGAUCCGGGGCGACUCUUCGAAGCUCGUCAGCCGGCAGGGAUGUGUUGAUAUCUGGUCACUUGGCUGCGUUAUCCUUGAAAUGGCAACUGGUCGCCGUCCCUGGUCCUCGCUUGACAACGAGUGGGCAAUCAUGUACAAUAUCGCGCAAGGAAAUCAACCACAGAUGCCAACCCGUGACCAGCUGAGCGAAUCGGGCAUCGAUUUCCUCCAGCGCUGCUUCGAACGCGACCCGCUCAAACGACCAACUGCAGCCGAACUCCUGCAGCACGAAUGGAUCGUGUCUAUCCGACAGCAAGUGGUUCUCGAGCCCCAAACCCCCAGCAGCGAUGGUGGGAAUGGCAGUGCCAGUUCGUCCAGCCUGAGUAGCCGUCAGAACUCAAGCACUUAUCUCUAG